CAGCCCCUUGGCACGUCCCUGGGGCUUGGGCUGGUUGGCUGCUGCUGCACCCGACUCCUAUUCGCGGUUUACGUCAAGGGGGUUUCCAGCCGCGCUGCGGCCCUGAACACCUCCAAACAAAACUGCCAAGUAGUUUCCGAGUCUUGAAGUUUGACCAGCAGCCCAGUCUGUGCCAGGGUGGUUGCAGAGAUCAACCAUGAGUUCAGGCCUGCUAGAGAACUAUGUGGCUGCCAUGGUGCUGAGUGCUGCUGGAGAUGCCAUGGGCUUUUGCAAUGGAAAAUGGGAGUUCCAACGGAGUGGUGAGAGGAUUCACAAUGAAUUAGCCAAAAUGGGUGGCGUGGAACAGCUACAAGUGGCAGGCUGGAAGGUCAGUGAUGACACUGUCAUGCACUUGGCAACUGCGGAAGCCUUGGCAGAAGCUGGAAAAAACCCGGACUUAACCUACUUGUAUAAACUGAUUGCGGCAAACUACAGGGACUGCAUGAGCGACAUGCAAGGACGAGCUCCAGGUGGUACAUGCAUGCAAAACGCACUGAGUCUGGACCCAGAGGACCCAGAGAGCUGGAAACCCAGCUUCAGCAAGGCAGGAGGAGGGUGUGGAGCAGCUAUGAGGUCCAUGUGCAUUGGACUGAGAUUCCGACAUCCUGAACAGCUGGAAAACCUGGUUGCAGUUAGCAUAGACAGCGGACGCAUGACUCACCACCACCCCACAGGCUACCUUGGAUCCUUGGCUUCUGCUCUCUUUACCUCUUAUGCUAUUAAUCACAAACCACCCCAUGAAUGGGGAGAAGGGCUGAUGAAGGUGCUGCCAAAGGCAAUAGUCCAUAUCCAGAAGUCAGGUUGCUGUGUGGAAAAGAACUUGCAGCACUGGAACUACUUUGAAAUCCAGUGGAAGAAGUACCUGAAAACCAGAGGCAUUUCAGACGGCAAAUCCCUUCCUUCCUUCCCUGAACCAUAUGGUGUGAAAGAAAGAGAUGAAUUCUAUACAGCUGUGAGUUUUUCUGGCUGGGGAGGUAGCAGUGGACAUGACGCUCCCAUGAUUGCUUAUGAUGCCUUCCUUGGUUCUGAGAACUGGACUGAGCUGGCUUACAGGGCCUUCUUUCAUGGUGGGGACAGUGACUCCACAGCCGUCAUUGCUGCCUGCUGGUGGGGUGCAAUGUAUGGCUUCAAAGGGGUCAGUACAAAUAACUAUAAGGAGAUUGAAUACAAAGAUCGAUUAGAGAAAGUUGCAAAGGAGCUCUAUGAUCUUAGCUUGACUGCAGAAUAAUGCAGUCAACGCUUGGAGAGGGCAGAACAAGAAGAGCUUGCAGAGGGCAAGAAUUUGCUAAUAUACUGUGCUGCUGUAAAUCCCUAUCAAUAAUACAAUGUCAUAAAACAUAGAUGUGGCAGAAUAAAAGGCUUUCAUUCCGGUGAACUCUCAAAGUAAGCGUUAGAUGCAUCAAUACUGGACAAAAUCCAGUGCUAUGCAAACAUUUACACUCAUGCAGAACGACCAACCUGCCCCAGUUUCUCCAUGGGUCACCUAAAUCUCUGGAGCACAUUUUUACUUCGGACAGUGGAAGAACAAACCGCACUUCCCCAUUCUACUGAUGGAAACUGUGCCAUCAGUAAGAGAUAAUUGGAUUCCAUCCACAAGGAAUGGCCAGUAUUGUUUCAAAAAUGCAAAGAAAAAAUCUCUAUGCUAGUCUAUGUGGUAAUAAAGUGCAAAACAAAACCCAUGAACCAGUGAUGAAAUGUGGUAGUACAGCACAAAGUUAGCCUGAAAAAAAAUAAAAUGAAGAACUUGCUGUGAACUCUGUUUCUAAAAUUUGCCAUGGACAACUGUGACUCAUACAAUUUUCAUGUCCCUUUAAUACAUUUAGAAAUGCAACACAA
Molecule: messenger RNA, 1875 nt
Organism: Varanus komodoensis (Komodo dragon)
Lineage: Eukaryota; Metazoa; Chordata; Lepidosauria; Squamata; Varanidae
Gene: ADPRH
Product: ADP-ribosylarginine hydrolase
Exons: 4
Coding region: 197-1267 (356 amino acids)
Biological process (GO): protein de-ADP-ribosylation
Molecular function (GO): ADP-ribosylarginine-[protein] hydrolase activity; magnesium ion binding
Source: RefSeq, a predicted model, not a curated record